UAAUACUUUUUUUUUGUUUGUUUUGUUUUUAGGGAAACAUGUCUGUUUACACCUGUAUCUAAAAAUAUAGAUUGCAUAUAUAAAUACAUAUAUCAUUCAUCUGUUUUGGAGUUUGGCUUCUGUUGAUUUCUGACUGUUUAACAAGGUUUUAGGCCACUUUUUAUCCUUACUCCGAUGAGGAGUGGAAUUACUUUCAUGGAAAUUGGAACAACAAUCCCACUCUGCUAGAAGGUCUGAUCGUUUGUCACAUACUGUCCCGUACAAAGAGAGGAGCUGCUGGAACGCUCCUGUUUGUCAACAGACGAGGCUCUGACAGUAGGGAGCUUAUUCAGGGAUUAUUUGGGCCGAGGCAGAGUCAGUGUGUGGGGGGCGCCAUACAGACCGGAGCGCCGGUGCGAUCAAUCAGCGGAGUUUAAAACCAAACAUGGAAGAGUCGGGAAGAUGCUGGAUGUGAGAGGAAGCAGGUUGCGGUUGGCACCGGAGGUCAUAAGUAGAGGCUCUGACUGCGUCAGGAAUACGGAGCAGACCUCAGCUGUUGCACGGGAGCAGUCAGAUCCCAUUUGUCACGCCUCGCCAUCGACUUCGGCUCAGCCCCUCGCCCUCCUGGUUGCCUCUGCCUGCUCUUUCCCGUUCCUCUCCGGAGCUAUGCACCCCCAGCGACCUCUUCCUCAGGCCAUGCCCUCCUCCUCUCUGGGGCAGCAUCUGCGGGACAUGGCUAUGGGUGUGGGGCGAGGCAAGAACUUCUUGGGUGGAAACUUUGCCUACGGUUUCAUCCAGUCAGUGAAGGAGUGCCUCUAUUUCCUCCUGUGCUGCUGGUGCAUCAAAGAGAUCCUGGACUGAGAGAAACUAAGUGGUGGAGUAUUGAGUUUUCCUGUUUCCCUGUUGGCUCCUACAGUUUGAUUUCAAGUAGCCUCCGCAUCAUUGGAAAUGGAGUGUGUAGUCAGUGUUGCUGACAGGGAAUUGGCAGGUAAGAGUCUUGUUUUAGUAGAUUUCUUUAACAGGAGUACGCAGUAAAACACAGGCGUAAAGCAUCGCAGACUGAGGGCCAGAGCUGGCCUGCCAAAAGACCCAUGCCUGUCUGCAAGAGGACCUUGCAAAAACUCAAAUUAGUUUCUCGGUUGUAAUUUGUCUCAUUGGUGAUUGCUCUGUCUUUGUAGCAUUGC
Messenger RNA from Salarias fasciatus (jewelled blenny), 1163 nucleotides. It is a transcript of the gene lenep, whose product is annotated as lens epithelial protein. Lineage: Eukaryota; Metazoa; Chordata; Actinopteri; Blenniiformes; Blenniidae. The transcript has a single exon. The record is from RefSeq and is a predicted model, not a curated record. Bases 442 to 840 code for a protein of 132 amino acids. Gene Ontology annotation, biological process: multicellular organism development.